UUUUCACGAACGUUGAUCGCACGCUACGUGAAACUGGGUCAUUCCAAGUGCGCCAGGGGAGAGGGGUGCAGCGUCCAGUUCGUGAUGGACUUGAGGAAGAGGUGAUGGAGUGUGUCAGAGCCAAUCCCCGCACAAGUACGCGUCAGGUCGCUUCCGAAGUGGGUUGCAGCAAUGGGUCGGUGUGGAACAUCUUCCAUGAGCACAACCUGCACCCCGUCAAACUGACCAAAGUGCAAGAUCUUGCCCCUGGCGAUCCUCCUCAGCGCCUUCAUUACUGCCAGUGGCUGAACGCAUGCAUUGGAGAGAACACUAAUUUCCUGUCGUUCGUUUGCUCCACGGAUGAAAAAGGCUUCUCCAGGGAAGGCACGUUCAACCCUCACAACGCCCACUACUGGGCGGAGGAAAACCCGCAUGUCAUUCAUGUACGGGGCUACGAACAAAAAUUUUUUAUAAAUGUUUGGGCUAGAAUCGUCGGUGACCAUUUGCUAGGGCCCUACAUUUUGCCUGCCCGGUUGAAUGCGCAGAAUUACCUGAUUUUCCUUCAACAACAGCUGCCGGAUUAUUUGGAUGAUUUGCCCCUGCAGUUCCGCCGCGUCAUGUGGUGGCAGUAAGACGGGUGUCCUGCGCACUGGGGAAGAGUCGUCCGGCAACACUUGGACCAAGCUUUCCUCAAUCGGUGGAUAGGGCGUGGAGGGCCUAUCGCGUGGCCACCAAGGUCUCCAGAUCUCACCCCUCUAGAUUUUUUUCUGUGGGGCACCAUGGAAAAAAGUGUCUACGAGACGCCGGUGCCCUCCGUAGAGGAUUUGAUUGCGCGAGUGGAAAUGGCCGCAGAGACCAUUCGUCAGCAGCAGGGAGUCUUCGCACGAAUGCGAGCAUCGUGGAUGGCACGCAGUGAAAAGUGCAUUGAAGUCAAUGGGCAGCAUUUCAAGCAGCUCUUGUAAGACCUCUGUGCGUCACGUUUUUUGUUUGGUUUUCUGUUUUUUCAGGAAGUUACGUUUUGUUUUAAGAGACGCCUGGUGAUUGUUUAAUUUUUUUUAGUUUAAUGACUGUUAUCUGUUCAGUUUAUUUACUUUGAUUGAGUUUAUCGACUUUGAUGUCAUUAAAUCCAUACGUUUAGAACAUAAAACUUUCAAUUUUUAUCCCCUUCAGCUUCUCCACACAUAAUACACCUGAUAAACGCAAGCUUCGAGUCCGAUGGGUUGCCUACCCGCUAGGCGCAAAAGACCUAAGUUAAAAAUAGCCGUACCUCCGUACGGUGGCAUUUUCGAACAUGGUUCCUAUGUUCAAAGUACUUCUGUAUGGAGCCUCUAUCUACUCUGUGAUUUUUGCCAAAGUUAUCGUGAACACCCUGUAUAUACACUCAUAUAAUAAUGUCCAACAGAUAAUAAAUUGCACAUUAUUCAUUUAAAACGACCUGACCAUUGUUCG
Ooceraea biroi (clonal raider ant) is the source of this 1428-nucleotide messenger RNA. RefSeq lists its product as uncharacterized. The record is from RefSeq and is a predicted model, not a curated record. Lineage: Eukaryota; Metazoa; Arthropoda; Insecta; Hymenoptera; Formicidae. Gene Ontology annotation, molecular function: nucleic acid binding.